AUGCUGACGGAGAGGUCCCCCAGCGAGCCGCCGCGGGAUGCAGUGCGCGGCGCCGGAGCCGGAGCCGGAGCGGAGGGCGUCGGCGAGCCGGACCUGGGCUUGGGCUCCGGCAGCAGCAGCGGCGAGGCCGGCCGGCGCGGGGGGAUGGCGCUCCCGGGGGAGCCGGCCGUGCUCAGCGGGGUUGCCAAGGAGACCGGCCGGCCGCCCCCCUCCCCCGGCCCGCCGCCCCCUGCCGCGCCGGUGCCCGUGAUCGAGCUGGUGCGCGGCGGCCGCCCUAUAAAAGGCAGGGAGGCGCCGGCCGGGGCCAUGCAGAGCCAGCCGGGAGACAGCCGAGCGCCCGCAGCCCUCGCCCUCGCCUCGGGCCCCGGCACGCCCCCCGCCGGCGGCGGCGGCAGCAGCAGCAGCAGCCACGACGCCCGCAUGGUGCAGCUCAGCCCCACCACGGCGCCCGCCCUCCCGCUCCAGCCGCCCGCCAGAGCCAUGCUCUACGGCCUCGGGCCCCCGCUCAGCGCCGCCAGCAGUGGAUUUUUUGGGGAGCCAGACACCUUCUCAAUGUACAACAACAGCCGAGUGAAAAGAAGACCAUCUCCAUAUGAAGUGGAGCUCUCUGAUGGUCCUCAUACAAAAGUGGUCCGUCGAAUAUUUACCAAUAGCCGGGAGAGAUGGAGGCAGCAAAACGUCAAUGGUGCUUUUGCCGAGCUUCGCAAGCUCAUUCCAACUCACCCACCUGACAAAAAACUCAGCAAGAAUGAAAUCUUACGAUUGGCCAUGAAAUACAUCAACUUUUUGGCUAAGCUGCUCAAUGACCAGGAAGAAGAGGGAAACCAAAGGGGUAAAGGAAACAAAGACACUGGCAUAGUGCAAGAAGAUCUCCUACAGGACAUGUUGUCCCCAAACUCAAGCUGUGGAAGUUCAUUAGAUGGAGCAGGAAGCCCAGACAGUUUCACAGAGGAGCAUGACAUGUUAGAUUCUAAGCACGCAAGGGGUAUCCACCACUCUAUUCUUCCAAUUGAAAACAAUGCACAACGAUGAUGAACUGACAAAGAGGCAUAGGCAAGCCCCUGAGAGCCUAGCAUUUGGAAGUUAUGCAUGUCCUUCCCCCGAUUAUUAUUGUUUGCUCAGCCGAUAAAUGGGGACUUCCCAAGUUUUCUUUCCACUGGAACAAGACAAGAGGAUGAUAAGGAAUUAUUGGAUCAAAUCUAUCUUCAUUGCCUAUCCUGUGGAUGAAGCACAGGCUGGAGAAGUCAUCUCACUCUCUGUGUUGUUUCUGAGAGAAUGGGUGACAUGUGGGCAGCACAGCUUGUAUUCAAAGAUGGUUUACAAAUGGUCAGCCCCAGAAUCUGUUUUAUGCAGAAUAUGCACACUUCUGCACUGUACUGCUCACCCCUUUCUCAGCUGUUCAAACCCAAGCAUCUUCCAUAAUUUGAGUAAGUGGCAAUAUGUGGAGUGUUUCCGCCCCCCCCCUCCAGGCCACUUUGGGGAAACUGAUGCAACUUGUCAGUAAAGAGUAUUUUCAACUGGAUUUUUUUCUGUCUUUUAAGGAAGAAAAGAAAUCCUAUCCUGAAGGAGCAGUUGAGACUGUGUUGUGGGUUUGUUUGGUUCUUUUUUAAAACUCUAGUCCAGUUUUGGAUUAUUUGAGGUCUUGUAUUUAUGAUAUGGAAUUUUUCUGUUUAAUUCCAACUUGCAGUAUCUGCUGAACUGAACAGGUACAUCAUCAGUGGGAACUGGAUUCCCAGCUUCUGAAAUCUCAUCACAGUGGUGAUUUCUUCUGACAUUGGUGAGCAGUGGCAUUUCCUUGGAGUUGUUAUCUUGGGUCCCUUUGUUUGAUUUUUACUGAAACAAGUGAGUGGUGGCUAUAUGUGUAAAACCAGUAAAAAAAUUCAGUAAUGCACUUUGA
This is a messenger RNA of Eublepharis macularius, 1897 nucleotides long. It is a transcript of the gene TAL1, whose product is annotated as TAL bHLH transcription factor 1, erythroid differentiation factor. Bases 1 to 1032 code for a protein of 343 amino acids. NCBI's taxonomy places the organism in Eukaryota, Metazoa, Chordata, Lepidosauria, Squamata, Eublepharidae. Gene Ontology annotation, biological process: regulation of transcription by RNA polymerase II. The record is from RefSeq and is a predicted model, not a curated record. Gene Ontology annotation, molecular function: DNA-binding transcription factor activity, RNA polymerase II-specific; protein dimerization activity; RNA polymerase II cis-regulatory region sequence-specific DNA binding. The transcript is spliced from 3 exons.